Messenger RNA from Melanotaenia boesemani (Boeseman's rainbowfish), 1502 nucleotides. Its product is annotated as interferon-induced transmembrane protein 5-like. The coding region runs from base 119 to 547 and encodes 142 amino acids. Gene Ontology annotation, cellular component: plasma membrane. Lineage: Eukaryota; Metazoa; Chordata; Actinopteri; Atheriniformes; Melanotaeniidae. The transcript is spliced from 2 exons. The record is from RefSeq and is a predicted model, not a curated record.
AAAAUCCUCAUGCACAAGGGGGGCACCACUUCCAAGAGAUAGAACAGACAUCUGAAAGAUCUAGCAGGUCCAGAUAGUCACCUAUUUGCUCACAAAUAGUGAUCUCUACAAAGUAGCCAUGGAUAAUCAUUCAUACAACUUCCCUUCUGACUGCACCCCACUUACCAACUGCAAGUCUGCUCGCAAGCCGGCUGGGUCCACCGUGGUGAACAUGGGCAACACGGGAAAGGCUGCUCCCCGGGAUUAUCUGAUCUGGUCACUGUGCAACACUUUGUAUGUUAACUUCUGCUGCCUGGGCUUCAUGGCGCUCAUCUACUCCAUCAAGGCCAGGGACCAGAAGACUUUAGGGAAUCUGCAGAUGGCCCAGGAGUGCUCAGACAAGGCCAAGUGGUACAACAUCCUGGCAGCCGGCUGGAACCUGCUGAUACCCCUGCUGGCUGUCGUCCUGCUUGUCCUCCUUCUUGUCCACCUCGGCUCGUCUCAAGGCUCCUUUGACUUCUUUGGGGAAGAUGGUUUCCAAAACUUCAUGAAGCUGUUUAGCUGGUAGAUGAAGGCAAAAAGGAGAAAAAAUAAAAACUGUCAGGAGAGGGUGUUUGAUUUGAUACAGGAGAUUAAGGCAGACUCGAUAACGCCUGAGAAUUUUACAUUCCUUUCCUAAAUGGUAGUCAGGACAAAGGCCCAAAUUUUGCUCUGCAUUGAAAUGAUCUUAAUUUGUCAAAGGUAAACGUAAUUCAAGAGUGUCCUCUCAGGGAUUCACUGUGAAAUAUUGGAUAAAUAUCAGAAGUAAAGUAAAAAUCAACCAGUAUUUUAUUAUUUUUUUUUCUAAAAGCAAUGGCAAAUGUUUAUGCUGUUCAGUAAAAGCAAUAGGGUCUGGUAACUCCCCCUAUAGACCUUUAGCAUUGCAGACUUGUCAUCAGAGCUGUCGGAAAUGUUGUGAAUGAGAGCCCCAUUCAUCAAGCCAUGGCAGCAAACAACUAUUAUAGUUGCUUUUAACAAAUGAAGUACACAUAUGUGAUGUUCCUCCAGUGGUAAAUCUAACGUCUGCUGUAAAAAAAGGUUUGUUGUAAUUUUCAGCGUUAGUGGGAUGCGGUCAGUUAAAAUGUGAAGAUGGCCAAAGGCUUAACCAGCCCAAGUCAUACAAUACGGGGAUAAAUUUAGAUCAAAAAGACCGAAUCCAGGGCGUGAGACUGAACAAGCAUCACAAGCUUUUGUUGUUAUUUAUUAUAUUUAUGUUGGCUGAAAAUCUGAACGAUGGCUGAAAAUGACUUUAGGAAAUGGUAGAAAGAGAAAGAAGAGAGAUGAAGGGCAGACGUCUGAAGGCAGCAAUUAUGAGAAGGCAACGGACAAUUUUUUUUUCAUCUUUUCAGUUUUUUCAUGUUUUUAACUUUCAUCUGUCUUUGUCACUGUUCCUGUAUUUUUGAUAGUACUAUAUUGUUUCAAGUAUUCUAAUUCUACAUCGUCUUAUUGUCAAACUCUGAUCUAAAUAAACUAGACACCACUGA